Messenger RNA from Centropristis striata (black sea bass), 2210 nucleotides. Its product is annotated as dynein axonemal intermediate chain 2-like. Gene Ontology annotation, cellular component: outer dynein arm. The coding region runs from base 217 to 1992 and encodes 591 amino acids. Gene Ontology annotation, biological process: outer dynein arm assembly; cilium movement. NCBI's taxonomy places the organism in Eukaryota, Metazoa, Chordata, Actinopteri, Perciformes, Serranidae. Gene Ontology annotation, molecular function: dynein light chain binding; dynein heavy chain binding. The transcript is spliced from 12 exons. The record is from RefSeq and is a predicted model, not a curated record.
UUUACCACCCGUUAAUUUUAUCUGUUAAUCAGCCGGAUUUUACCCGUUAAUCAGCCGGUGUUUGACCCGUUUAUCUGCCGGUGUUAGAUCCGUUAAUCAGCCGGGUUUUACCCUUUAGUCUGCCGGUGUUUGACCCAUUAAUCUGCCGGUGUUUGACCCGUUAUUCCGCCGGUUUGUCCCCGUUAUUCCGCCGGUGUGUCCCGGUGUUUGAGCCUGAUGGAGAUCGUCCAUGUCUACACGAAGCUCCGCGGUGAGUUCGGCCGCCAGUGUCACUUCUCUGACCGGCCCGCCGAGCUGCUGCUGGACGUUCCUCCGGAGCCGAGCCUGGCCCCGCACUUCAUCCACAAGACACCCCGAGAUCAGAGCGUGCAGGCCGGCCAGGACAUGUCGGAGCACCAGGUGAACACGGAGCGCUUUGAGACGGACAGCUGUGGGAUCAACCAUGUGGAGGGGGGGUGGCCCAAAGACGUGAACCCUCAGGAGAUGGAACAGACCAUCAGGUUCAGGAAGAAGGUGGAGAAGGACGAGAGCUACAUCAACAGCAUCCUGCAGCUGGGCAGUGUGAUGGAGCACUGCAUCAGGCAGAACAACGCUGUGGACAUCUACCAGGAGUACUUUGAGGACGAGGAGGAGGUGGAGGAGAACCAGGAGCCGCCGUCCGCCAAAACCAUCAACGUGUACAGAGACCCCAACGGCGUGAAGCGGACCGUCUCCGGUCUGUCCUGGCAUCCUGACGGCGGCAGGAAGCUAGCUGCUGCCUACUGCUGCCUCCAGUUCCAGAGGACGCCAAGAGACACCAGCCUGGACUCCUACAUCUGGGACAUCGAGAACCCGAACCGACCAGAGAUGUCCCUGAAGCCGGCGUCCCCCCUGGUCUGUCUGGACUACAACCCCAAAGACCCCCACACCCUGGUGGGGGGCAGCUACAACGGACAGAUCGCGUACUGGGACACCCGAAGAGGCAGCCAGCCGGUGGAGACGUCCUCCGUGGAGCAAAGUCACAGAGACCCCGUCUACAAGACCAUCUGGCUGCAGUCCAAGACCGGGACGGACACGUUCUCUGCCUCCACGGACGGACAGGUCCUGUGGUGGGACGUCCGCCGGUUGUCUGAGCCCACAGAGCGUCUGGUUCUGGACCCGAACCGGGAAGGAAACCUGGACCGAGCUCUAGGAGCCGUCUCUCUGGAGUUUGAGUCCACCAUGCCCACUAAGUUCAUGGUGGGGACGGAGCAGGGCGUGGUGGUGUCCUGUAACCGGAAGGCGAAGACGCCGGCGGAGAAGCUGGUGUGUCUCUACGAGGGACACCAUGGACCGGUCUACGGCCUGCAGAGGAACCCGUUCUUCCCCAAGAACUUCCUCACCGUGGGGGACUGGACGGCUCGCAUCUGGUCCGAGGACAUCAAGGAGUCCUCCAUCAUGUGGACCAGGUACCAGAUGUCCUACCUGAUGGACGCCUGCUGGAGUCCUGUCCGUCCCUCCGUCUUCUUCACCGUUAAAAUGGACGGCGUGUUGGACGUCUGGGACAUCCUGUUCAAACAGAACGACCCCACGCUGAGUGUCAAGGUGUGUGACGACGCCCUGUACAGCCUCCGUCUCCAGGACAACGGGCGGUUGGUGGCGGUCGGGUCCCAGCAGGGCGGCGCCACGCUGCUGGAGCUCUGCUCAGGACUGUCCUCGCUGCAGAAGAACGAGAAGAGUCUGCUGGCUGCUAUGUUUGAGCGUGAGACGAAGCGAGAGAAGAUCCUGGAGGCUCGUCAGCGAGAGAUGAGGCUGAAGGAGCGGAGCCGCUCGGAGCAGAGCCGCGAGGACGAGGCAUCGGGACGGAACCAGGACGGAGACGAGAGUCCAGAUCAGCUGAUCGCUAGAACCGAGAACGACUUCUACGUCGUCACGGAGACGGAGCUGAAGAGGAGGAGGGAGCGGGAGGAGCAGAACAACAAGGAAAAAGACGUCUGUGAAGAAAAGGAAGUGAAAGAAGAAGAAACUCAAUAAAUAAAAAGUUCAUUUAGAACCGAGUCGCUGCAGACAAACUUUGGGUUCUCUCAGAGGAGAGAAAGAGGAAACAGCUGAUCAAAGAGUUUCAAAAUAAGAUAACGGACAAUAUAAAUGAUUAAUGUGAUGUUAAUGAUAAUCUGAACUGAUUACCAGUCUGUUGUUGGGUUCUAUAAUAAAACAUCUGGACUCAAGAACCUUUAUGUGUUCCUUUGAUU